Molecule: messenger RNA, 816 nt
Organism: Effrenium voratum
Lineage: Eukaryota; Dinophyceae; Suessiales; Symbiodiniaceae
Source: the annotation of a GenBank genome assembly
AUGCCUUUUGAUCUUGACGUUUAUCUUCACCGGAUCGGCCUUGAAACAUGCACUCCGGAUCUGGCCGGCUUGAGGCAACUGCAGACCGCGCAGAUCGGUGCAAUUCCGUUUGAAAAUGUUUUGCCCUUUCUGGGACGCGUGCCGGAUCUUGAUCCUGAAAGCCUCUGGCGGAAGCUGGUUCUCAACCGGUGCGGUGGAUAUUGUUUCGAGCUGAACUCGCUCCUGGGUGAGGCCCUUGUUGCGCUGGGUUUCGACGCACGGCAGGUCCUUGCCCGUGUGCGCAUGGGCGAAGCAAAGGGCGGUGCGAGAACCCACCUGGCCUUCGUCGUGACGCUGGACGGAGACGAAUGGCUGGUCGACACCGGAUUUGGCGGACAGGCACCCGCCGAACCGGUGAAGAUUGCCGAAACCGGGCAGCCUGUUCGUGAUCAGGUCUACCGAGUCCGUUUUGAAGAUGUAUCCGGCGAGCAUGUUCUGGAGCGGAGCACCGAAGACGGCUGGUUUCCGCUCUACGGUUUCGACCGGGUCGAGGUCCGUCGUGAUGAUAUCGAGGCUUCCAACUUCCUUUGCGCGGCAUCGCCAAAACAGUCGUUUUCUUCGAGCAUGAAAUUCUAUCGGCUGAGAGAGGACGGCUUCCUGAGUUUUCUGGACGGCCGGGCACGUCACAUCGGAAGCGGCAAAAAACGCGAAUGGCAGAUCAGUACUUAUGAGGAUCUGGCGGCCUUCAUGAAGGAAGACCUUGGGCUCGGCUAUGACGAUGCGGACAUCGAGGCAAUCGCCAGUCGCCUCGCUUCCAUGCAACUUUCAAACUCUUAA